AUGGUGCAGGCACUGAGGGAGAGCAGGGCGCAACUGGUGCGCGAGCAGAUGGGCAGCAAUGGGAGUGCUGUGACUGCUGGGAACGCUUGGGCUGCUGGCACUGCUGAGAUUGCUGGUGCCGGGGUGCCAGAGAGAACAGUGGAGCAGCAGGGGGCGAUGGUGCAGGCACUGAGGGAGAGCAGGGUGCAGCUGGUGCGGGAGCAGAUGGGUGUCAGUGUUGGUGUCACUGCAGUCACUCAUGGGAACGCUUGGGCUGCUGGGACUGCAGGGACUGUUGGGAAAGCUGGAGCAGGGGUGUGGAGUGGUAGGUGCACGGAUGAGGCAGAUGCAGUGCAAGCAGGAGGAACAGGCAUGCAGGAGGAGCAGGCAUGCAGGAGGAGCAGGAAUGCAGGAGGAGCAGGCAUGGAGCAUGGUGUGCAGGACGCAGCAGCCAUAGAGCGCAUGGUGUGCAGGACGCAGCAGCCACAGAGCGCAUGGUGUGCAGGACGCAGCAGCCAUAGAGCGCAUGGUGUGCAGGACGCAGCAGCCAUAGAGCGCAUGGCACACUCAAUGCAGGAGGCACAAGGAAAGGAGGCACGGUCAAUGCAGGAGGCUCAAGGAAGGAGGCACGGUCAAUGCAGGAUGCGCAAGGAAGGAGGCACGGUCAAUGCAGGAGGCGCAAGGAAGGAGGCACGGUCAAUGCAGGAGGCGCAAGGAAGGAGGCACGGUCACUGCAGGAGGCGCAAGGAAGGAGGCACGGUCACUGCAGGAGGCGCAAGGAAGGAGGCACGGUCACUGCAGGAGGCGCAAGGAAGGAGGCACGGUCACUGCAGGAGGCGCAAGGAAGGAGGCACGGUCACUGCAGGAGGCGCAAGGAAGGAGGCACGGUCACUGCAGGAGGCGCAAGGAAGGAGGCACGGUCACUGCAGGAGGCGCAAGGAAGGAGGCACGGUCACUGCAGGAGGCGCAAGGAAGGAGGCACGGUCACUGCAGGAGGCGCAAGGAAGGAGGCACGCUCACUGCAGGAGGCGCAAGGAAGGAGGCACGCUCACUGCAGGAGGCGCAAGGAAGGAGGCACGCUCACUGCAGGAGGCGCAAGGAAGGAGGCACGGUGACUGCAGGAGGUGCAAGGAAGGAGGCACGGUGACUGCAGGACGCGCAAGGAAGGAGGCACGGUCACUGCAGGACGCGCAAGGAAGGAGGCACGGUCACUGCAGGACGCGCAAGGAAGGAGGCACGGUCACUGCAGGACGCGCAAGGAAGGAGGCACGGUCACUGCAGGACGCGCAAGGAAGGAGGCACGCUCACUGCAGGACGCGCAAGGAAGGAGGCACGCUCACUGCAGGACGCGCAAGGAAGGAGGCACGCUCACUGCAGGAGGCGCAAGGAAGGAGGCACGCUCACUGCAGGACGCGCAAGGAAGGAGGCACGCUCACUGCAGGAGGCGCAAGGAAGGAGGCACGGUCACUGCAGGAGGCGCAAGGAAGGAGGCACGGUCACUGCAGGAGGCGCAAGGAAGGAGGCACGGUCACUGCAGGAGGCGCAAGGAAGGAGGCACGGUCACUGCAGGAGGCGCAAGGAAGGAGGCACGGUCACUGCAGGAGGCGCAAGGAAGGAGGCACGGUCACUGCAGGAGGCGCAAGGAAGGAGGCACGGUCACUGCAGGAGGCGCAAGGAAGGAGGCACGGUCACUGCAGGAGGCGCAAGGAAGGAGGCACGGUCACUGCAGGAGGCGCAACGAAGGAGGCACGGUCACUGCAGGAGGCGCAACGAAGGAGGCACGGUCACUGCAGGAGGCGCAACGAAGGAGGCACGGUCACUGCAGGAGGCGCAAGGAAGGAGGCACGGAGGCGCAAGGAAGGAGGCACGGUGACUGCAGGAGGCGCAAGGAAGGAGGCACGGUCACUGCAGGAGGCGCAAGGAAGGAGGCACGCUGACUGCAGGAGGCGCAAGGAAGGAGGCACGGUCACUGCAGGAGGCGCAAGGAAGGAGGCACGGUCACUGCAGGAGGCGCAAGGAAGGAGGCACGGUCACUGCAGGAGGCGCAAGGAAGGAGGCACGGUCACUGCAGGAGGCGCAAGGAAGGAGGCACGCUCACUGCAGGAGGCGCAAGGAAGGAGGCACGCUCACUGCAGGAGGCGCAAGGAAGGAGGCACGCUCACUGCAGGAGGCGCAAGGAAGGAGGCACGCUCACUGCAGGAGGCGCAAGGAAGGAGGCACGCUCACUGCAGGAGGCGCAAGGAAGGAGGCACGCUCACUGCAGGAGGCGCAAGGAAGGAGGCACGCUCACUGCAGGACGCGCAAGGAAGGAGGCACGCUCACCGCAGGACGCGCAAGGAAGGAGGCACGCUCACCGCAGGACGCGCAAGGAAGGAGGCACGCUCACCGCAGGACGCGCAAGGAAGGAGGCACGCUCACCGCAGGACGCGCAAGGAAGGAGGCACGCUCACCGCAGGACGCGCAAGGAAGGAGGCACGCUCACCGCAGGACGCGCAAGGAAGGAGGCACGCUCACCGCAGGACGCGCAAGGAAGGAGGCACGCUCACCGCAGGACGCGCAAGGAAGGAGGCACGCUCACCGCAGGACGCGCAAGGAAGGAGAGGAGGCACGCUCACCGCAGGACGCGCAAGGAAGGAGGCACGCUCACCGCAGGACGCGCAAGGAAGGAGGCACGCUCACCGCAGGACGCGCAAGGAAGGAGGCACGCUCACCGCAGGACGCGCAAGGAAGGAGGCACGCUCACCGCAGGACGCGCAAGGAAGGAGGCACGCUCACCGCAGGACGCGCAAGGAAGGAGGCACGCUCACCGCAGGACGCGCAAGGAAGGAGGCACGCUCACCGCAGGACGCGCAAGGAAGGAGGCACGCUCACCGCAGGACGCGCAAGGAAGGAGGCACGCUCACCGCAGGACGCGCAAGGAAGGAGGCACGCUCACCGCAGGACGCGCAAGGAAGGAGGCACGCUCACCGCAGGACGCGCAAGGAAGGAGGCACGCUCACCGCAGGACGCGCAAGGAAGGAGGCACGCUCACCGCAGGACGCGCAAGGAAGGAGGCACGCUCACCGCAGGACGCGCAAGGAAGGAGGCACGCUCACCGCAGGACGCGCAAGGAAGGAGGCACGCUCACCGCAGGACGCGCAAGGAAGGAGGCACGCUCACCGCAGGACGCGCAAGGAAGGAGGCACGCUCACCGCAGGACGCGCAAGGAAGGAGGCACGCUCACCGCAGGACGCGCAAGGAAGGAGGCACGCUCACCGCAGGACGCGCAAGGAAGGAGGCACGCUCACCGCAGGACGCGCAAGGAAGGAGGCACGCUCACCGCAGGACGCGCAAGGAAGGAGGCACGCUCACCGCAGGACGCGCAAGGAAGGAGGCACGCUCACCGCAGGACGCGCAAGGAAGGAGGCACGCUCACCGCAGGACGCGCAAGGAAGGAGGCACGCUCACCGCAGGACGCGCAAGGAAGGAGGCACGCUCACCGCAGGACGCGCAAGGAAGGAGGCACGCUCACCGCAGGACGCGCAAGGAAGGAGGCACGCUCACCGCAGGACGCGCAAGGAAGGAGGCACGCUCACCGCAGGACGCGCAAGGAAGGAGGCACGCUCACCGCAGGACGCGCAAGGAAGGAGGCACGCUCACCGCAGGACGCGCAAGGAAGGAGGCACGCUCACCGCAGGACGCGCAAGGAAGGAGGCACGCUCACCGCAGGACGCGCAAGGAAGGAGGCACGCUCACCGCAGGACGCGCAAGGAAGGAGGCACGCUCACCGCAGGACGCGCAAGGAAGGAGGCACGCUCACCGCAGGACGCGCAAGGAAGGAGGCACGCUCACCGCAGGACGCGCAAGGAAGGAGGCACGCUCACCGCAGGACGCGCAAGGAAGGAGGCACGCUCACCGCAGGACGCGCAAGGAAGGAGGCACGCUCACCGCAGGACGCGCAAGGAAGGAGGCACGCUCACCGCAGGACGCGCAAGGAAGGAGGCACGCUCACCGCAGGACGCGCAAGGAAGGAGGCACGCUCACCGCAGGACGCGCAAGGAAGGAGGCACGCUCACCGCAGGACGCGCAAGGAAGGAGGCACGCUCACCGCAGGACGCGCAAGGAAGGAGGCACGCUCACCGCAGGACGCGCAAGGAAGGAGGCACGCUCACCGCAGGACGCGCAAGGAAGGAGGCACGCUCACCGCAGGACGCGCAAGGAAGGAGGCACGCUCACCGCAGGACGCGCAAGGAAGGAGGCACGCUCACCGCAGGACGCGCAAGGAAGGAGGCACGCUCACCGCAGGACGCGCAAGGAAGGAGGCACGCUCACCGCAGGACGCGCAAGGAAGGAGGCACGCUCACCGCAGGACGCGCAAGGAAGGAGGCACGCUCACCGCAGGACGCGCAAGGAAGGAGGCACGCUCACCGCAGGACGCGCAAGGAAGGAGGCACGCUCACCGCAGGACGCGCAAGGAAGGAGGCACGCUCACCGCAGGACGCGCAAGGAAGGAGGCACGCUCACCGCAGGACGCGCAAGGAAGGAGGCACGCUCACCGCAGGACGCGCAAGGAAGGAGGCACGCUCACCGCAGGACGCGCAAGGAAGGAGGCACGCUCACCGCAGGACGCGCAAGGAAGGAGGCACGCUCACCGCAGGACGCGCAAGGAAGGAGGCACGCUCACCGCAGGACGCGCAAGGAAGGAGGCACGCUCACCGCAGGACGCGCAAGGAAGGAGGCACGCUCACCGCAGGACGCGCAAGGAAGGAGGCACGCUCACCGCAGGACGCGCAAGGAAGGAGGCACGCUCACCGCAGGACGCGCAAGGAAGGAGGCACGCUCACCGCAGGACGCGCAAGGAAGGAGGCACGCUCACCGCAGGACGCGCAAGGAAGGAGGCACGCUCACCGCAGGACGCGCAAGGAAGGAGGCACGCUCACCGCAGGACGCGCAAGGAAGGAGGCACGCUCACCGCAGGACGCGCAAGGAAGGAGGCACGCUCACCGCAGGACGCGCAAGGAAGGAGGCACGCUCACCGCAGGACGCGCAAGGAAGGAGGCACGCUCACCGCAGGACGCGCAAGGAAGGAGGCACGCUCACCGCAGGACGCGCAAGGAAGGAGGCACGCUCACCGCAGGACGCGCAAGGAAGGAGGCACGCUCACCGCAGGACGCGCAAGGAAGGAGGCACGCUCACCGCAGGACGCGCAAGGAAGGAGGCACGCUCACCGCAGGACGCGCAAGGAAGGAGGCACGCUCACCGCAGGACGCGCAAGGAAGGAGGCACGCUCACCGCAGGACGCGCAAGGAAGGAGGCACGCUCACCGCAGGACGCGCAAGGAAGGAGGCACGCUCACCGCAGGACGCGCAAGGAAGGAGGCACGCUCACCGCAGGACGCGCAAGGAAGGAGGCACGCUCACCGCAGGACGCGCAAGGAAGGAGGCACGCUCACCGCAGGACGCGCAAGGAAGGAGGCACGCUCACCGCAGGACGCGCAAGGAAGGAGGCACGCUCACCGCAGGACGCGCAAGGAAGGAGGCACGCUCACCGCAGGACGCGCAAGGAAGGAGGCACGCUCACCGCAGGACGCGCAAGGAAGGAGGCACGCUCACCGCAGGACGCGCAAGGAAGGAGGCACGCUCACCGCAGGACGCGCAAGGAAGGAGGCACGCUCACCGCAGGACGCGCAAGGAAGGAGGCACGCUCACCGCAGGACGCGCAAGGAAGGAGGCACGCUCACCGCAGGACGCGCAAGGAAGGAGGCACGCUCACCGCAGGACGCGCAAGGAAGGAGGCACGCUCACCGCAGGACGCGCAAGGAAGGAGGCACGCUCACCGCAGGACGCGCAAGGAAGGAGGCACGCUCACCGCAGGACGCGCAAGGAAGGAGGCACGCUCACCGCAGGACGCGCAAGGAAGGAGGCACGCUCACCGCAGGACGCGCAAGGAAGGAGGCACGCUCACCGCAGGACGCGCAAGGAAGGAGGCACGCUCACCGCAGGACGCGCAAGGAAGGAGGCACGCUCACCGCAGGACGCGCAAGGAAGGAGGCACGCUCACCGCAGGACGCGCAAGGAAGGAGGCACGCUCACCGCAGGACGCGCAAGGAAGGAGGCACGCUCACCGCAGGACGCGCAAGGAAGGAGGCACGCUCACCGCAGGACGCGCAAGGAAGGAGGCACGCUCACCGCAGGACGCGCAAGGAAGGAGGCACGCUCACCGCAGGACGCGCAAGGAAGGAGGCACGCUCACCGCAGGACGCGCAAGGAAGGAGGCACGCUCACCGCAGGACGCGCAAGGAAGGAGGCACGCUCACCGCAGGACGCGCAAGGAAGGAGGCACGCUCACCGCAGGACGCGCAAGGAAGGAGGCACGCUCACCGCAGGACGCGCAAGGAAGGAGGCACGCUCACCGCAGGACGCGCAAGGAAGGAGGCACGCUCACCGCAGGACGCGCAAGGAAGGAGGCACGCUCACCGCAGGACGCGCAAGGAAGGAGGCACGCUCACCGCAGGACGCGCAAGGAAGGAGGCACGCUCACCGCAGGACGCGCAAGGAAGGAGGCACGCUCACCGCAGGACGCGCAAGGAAGGAGGCACGCUCACCGCAGGACGCGCAAGGAAGGAGGCACGCUCACCGCAGGACGCGCAAGGAAGGAGGCACGCUCACCGCAGGACGCGCAAGGAAGGAGGCACGCUCACCGCAGGACGCGCAAGGAAGGAGGCACGCUCACCGCAGGACGCGCAAGGAAGGAGGCACGCUCACCGCAGGACGCGCAAGGAAGGAGGCACGCUCACCGCAGGACGCGCAAGGAAGGAGGCACGCUCACCGCAGGACGCGCAAGGAAGGAGGCACGCUCACCGCAGGACGCGCAAGGAAGGAGGCACGCUCACCGCAGGACGCGCAAGGAAGGAGGCACGCUCACCGCAGGACGCGCAAGGAAGGAGGCACGCUCACCGCAGGACGCGCAAGGAAGGAGGCACGCUCACCGCAGGACGCGCAAGGAAGGAGGCACGCUCACCGCAGGACGCGCAAGGAAGGAGGCACGCUCACCGCAGGACGCGCAAGGAAGGAGGCACGGUCAAUGCAGGAGGUUGCACAAGGAAGGAGGCACGGUCAAUGCAGGAUGCACAAGGAAGGAGGCACGGUCAAUGCAGGAUGCACAAGGAAGGAGGCACGGUUAAUGCAGGAUGCAGGGACGGAGAUCAAGGCGGGGGUAGGGAUCAAGGGGGAAGGAUGCAGGGACGGAGAUCAAGGCGGGGGUAGGGAUCAAGGGGGAAGGAUGCAGGGACGGAGAUCAAGGCGGGGGUAG
Molecule: messenger RNA, 7269 nt
Organism: Closterium sp. NIES-65
Lineage: Eukaryota; Viridiplantae; Streptophyta; Zygnematophyceae; Desmidiales; Closteriaceae
Source: the annotation of a GenBank genome assembly